Vicia faba (fava bean) is the source of this 423-nucleotide messenger RNA. Lineage: Eukaryota; Viridiplantae; Streptophyta; Magnoliopsida; Fabales; Fabaceae. The record is from the annotation of a GenBank genome assembly.
AUGGAAUCUGUAACUGCAGCUAUUGAGUCUGCUGGCAUUGGCAGAGCAGCUUCCACUCCUCCCUUCGAUAAGCUUCCUUUUUUGGGCACUGGACCUAGUUACCGCUCCAUGGGAACAUCUAUAGAUUCCGCUAUCGGGAAAGUAAGGCAUGGAAUCACGCUAAGGAGCUCUACUAGGCUUGACCGUGGUAAAUUUACUUAUUCUUGCUCAAGUCAAGUGGAAUCAGUUUCAUUUGGCUCUAGACUACGAUUCAAUAGAGAACGAUUUGGCACAUCUUCGAUUUCCUGGUAUGAAAGCUUGGUUUUAUUUGAGUUCAAGAUAUUCGGGUCUUUGCUUUUGCUCUUUGUGAUCCUUGUCUUUAGCUUGGGACUUAGCUUGGCACCAGGGCGGCUUGCUCAUCGUGCUUAUGGCUUGGCCAAUUGA